AUGCUCAAAGAGCUCGUCAAGAAGCGGGACGAAGGAAGCAUUCGGAAAGCACUGGAUGAAGCACCGAACGGUCUGUCGCAGAUGAUCCGACACGUUCUGAAGGACAUAUCUGAGAGUCUAGAAGACUCCCCUCAAUAUGCAGAGGACCUGAAUGAAAUGCUCACCUGGGCUACCUGUUCACGUCGCAGCUCAGAUUGGCCGAAAAUGGAAAGGCCGGCUCGAGUGAGAUCUGCGAAGGCAGUAUGCUUCGCUCCUUCUCCUCAACGGAAGGAUGGCUUGGCGACGACACAACUUCAACGGAGAGCAAUAUAUAUGGGAGAAGCAGAUACUCAUCACUGGAGACUGUACAACAUACGUGACGCUGAACGCAUGCCUCGCUGGGAGACCUUUUCAGAAGUGAAUAGAACUGUCAAAUCUGCGGAUGGCUGUCCACCGAUUGGAGUCAGCUUCCAUGAGGCGAAAGUAACGCUAAUCAAACGAUACCAUGAAUUUAUCUCUUACCCGGAAGACUCCCCAAGAAGCGAUAUUGCGGCUGUACUCCCGUUCAGAGCUAGCAGGUCGGUCAUCCCAGCCCUCAAGGACAUUGAUAUUCAUCAAUGCCGCGAAGAAGGCAAACAGACCAUUGGAAUCUAUCCUGCAAGGCUCUUUUUUGGCCAGUGGGCGAUGCCGAGAUUUGUCAUGUUUACCGGUGACGUGCCCCUCCUGGAGGACAUACGGGACCUGUUCAUGACCUGGCUCACCGGUUCCGAUAUGCAGGAGGCGUUACCACCGGUCGAGAAAGGGUGA
Molecule: messenger RNA, 786 nt
Organism: Aspergillus fischeri NRRL 181
Lineage: Eukaryota; Fungi; Ascomycota; Eurotiomycetes; Eurotiales; Aspergillaceae
Exons: 2
Coding region: 1-786 (261 amino acids)
Source: RefSeq, a predicted model, not a curated record